UAAACCCCCUACAUAAGUUCUCCACUGAAAAACAAAAAAAAAAACACCCCCCACUUUUCUCUCUCUAUCUGAUACAGACAAGAGUCAUCGAACACCUUGUGCUCUUAGCAGCAAAGAAACCCUUUGAAUCUUUUUUUGUACUCCUCUCUCUAGGAUUCAACAAAACUUGAUAAAACGAGAAGGCCCUUUCGAACUCUGUUGUGAAUUAUUCAAUGGAAGAGAGUAAUAGCAAUAACCACAUAGCAAACAAUGUGGCUCGAGCAAUUGCUGCUGCUCUUGACUGGAACUCUACUCCUGAUGCUCGCAAAGCUGCUGUGUCUUUCCUUGAAUCCAUCAAGGCAGGAGAUGUACGAAUUUUGGCCAGCUCAUCAUUCGUUCUUGUCAAAAAGGAGUGGUCUUCAGAAAUUCGGUUGCAUGCUUUCAAAAUGCUGCAGCAUUUGGUAAGGUUGCGAUGGGAGGAAUUGAGCCCAACAGAACGCAGGAACUUUGCGAAUGCUGCUGUUGAGUUGAUGGCUGAAAUUGCAAAUUCCUGUGAAGAAUGGGUGCUGAAAAGUCAGACAGCUGCCCUUGUUGCCGAGAUUGUCAGAAGAGAAGGCUUAGAACUGUGGAAAGAACUGCUUCCAUCUCUGGUUUCCCUAUCUAGUCAGGGCCCCAUACAAGCUGAGUUGGUUUCGAUGACACUGAGGUGGCUUCCUGAAGAUAUUACAGUUCACAAUGAAGAUUUAGAAGGUGAUCGGCGUAGGUUAUUGUUGCGAGGGCUUACUCAGUCAUUGCCUGAAAUGCUGCCACUACUAUACACCUUACUUGAGAGACAUUUUGGAGCUGCAUUGAGCGAAGUAGGGAGGCAGCAACUGGACAUCGCAAAACAGCAUGCAGCAACAGUAACAGCGACUUUGAAUGCUGUCAACGCUUAUGCUGAGUGGGCGCCUUUGCAGGAUCUAGCCAAAUAUGGCAUAAUUUAUGGCUGUGGUGUCAUGCUCUCUUCUCCUGACUUUCGUCUUCAUGCCUGUGAAUUUUUCAAACUCGUCUCACAAAGGAAGAGACCUGCCGAUGCCUCUGCUUCUGAAUUUGAUUCUGCAAUGCGUAAUAUCUUUCAGAUCAUGAUGAAUGUCUCAAGAGAUAUUUUGUACAAAACUGGCUCAAGUGCUGGAGUCAUGGAUGAGAGUGAAUUUGAGUUUGCAGAAUAUAUAUGCGAGAGCAUGGUGUCUUUGGGUUCUUUUAACUUUCAAUGCAUUUCUGGUGACAACACUAUACUCUCUCUUUAUUUACAGCAGAUGCUGGGCUUUUUUCAACAUUUUAAGCUAGCUCUUCAUUAUCAAUCCCUGCUAUUUUGGCUGGUGCUAAUGAGAGAUUUAAUGUCAAAGCCGAAAGUUACUGCAUAUUCAGCAGACGGGUCUGCUUUUAACAGUGCAGGCUCUAGUGCUGGACAGGUUGAUGAUGAAAAAAGGAGGACUGUAAGCCUUGUGGAUGAUGAUAUUUGUGUUGUAAUUCUGGAUAUCUCUUUCCAGCGCUUGCUUAAGAAAGAAAAGGUUUUCUCUGGGAAUUCCUUUUCUCCUGGAACAUUGGAGUUGUGGAGUGAUGAUUUUGAAGGCAAGGGUGACUUUGGCCAAUAUCGUUCCAAGCUGACCGAGCUGAUGAGACUUGUUGCUUCUUUUAAGCCCCUAAUAGCUGGUGCUAAAAUCUCUGAAAGAAUUCUUUCAAUCAUUAAGAGCAUUCCAAAUUCUCAAAUACCUGUUCAGGACUUAGCUGUGAUGGAAAGCAUGCAAGUGGCUUUAGAAAAUGUUGUCAAUGCAGUUUUUGAUGGAUCAAAUGGCUAUAUGGCGGUCAGUUCGGAAGUUCACCUCGCGUUGUGUAGAGUUUUUGAAGAUUUACUUCAGCAACUCCUUUCUUUGAAAUGGACGGAGCCAACUCUUGUGGAAAUCCUAGGGCACUAUUUAGACGCGCUGGGUCCAUUUUUGAAGUAUUUCCCAGAUGCGGUUGGUGGUGUCAUUAAUAAAUUAUUCGAGCUUCUAAUGUCAAUCCCAUUUGUUGUUAAGGAUCCUUCAGUAAGCAGUGCACGCCAUGCAAGGUUACAGAUUUGUACGUCAUUUAUUCGAAUAGCCAAAUCUGCUGACAAAAGUGUUCUACCUCAUAUGAAAGGAAUAGCUGAUACCAUGGCAUAUAUGCAAAGAGAGGGCUCUCUGCUUCGUGGUGAACAUAAUCUGCUAGGUGAAGCAUUUCUUGUUAUGGCUUCAGCUGCCGGGACUCAACAACAGCAAGAAGUUUUGGCCUGGUUGCUUGAACCUUUGAGCCAACAGUGGACACAGCUAGAGUGGCAAAAUAAUUAUUUGUCUGAGCCACUAGGUUUGAUCCGUUUGUGCUCUGAGACAGCAUUCAUGUGGUCAAUUUUCCACACUGUGACAUUCUUUGAGAAGGCACUUAAGAGGAGUGGAAUCAGAAAAGGCAGUCUGAAUUUGCAAAGCAUCUCAACAGCAAGUACUAUACAUCCAAUGGCUUCUCAUCUGUCCUGGAUGCUGCCACCCCUCUUGAAACUUCUUCGUGCUGUGCACUCACUUUGGUCUCCAUCCAUAUCUCAAAUGUUACCUGGAGAUAUCAAAGCUGCCAUGACCAUGGGCAAUGCUGAACGAUAUAGUCUCCUUGGGGAAGGAAACCCCAAAUUGUCCAAAGGUUCCUUAACCUUCAUAGAUGGAUCUCAUAUUGAUACAAGUAGGGAAGGACACACCGAAACAAAUGAAGCUGAUAUACGGAAUUGGUUGAAAGGUAUCAGAGAUAGUGGAUACAAUGUAUUGGGCCUAUCGAUGACCAUUGGUGAUCCAUUUUUUAAAUGUUUGGAUGUUCAUUCUGUUGGUGUGGCACUACUGGAAAACAUACAGUCAAUGGAGUUCAGACAUACAAGGCAGCUUGUCCAUUCAGCUUUGAUACCUUUGGUUAAACAUUGUCCCAUGGAAAUGUGGGAGGUCUGGCUGGAAAAGCUCUUGCAUCCAUUAUUUAUCCAUGUACAGCAAGCUCUUACCUUUUCUUGGUCCAGUCUCCUGCAUGAGGGUAAAGCAAAGGUCCCAGAUGUCCUUGGCAUCCUUGCUGAGGCAGACUUGAAAGCAGAAGUAAUGGAAGAGAAACUGCUUCGAGACCUAACUCGUGAGAUGUGCGUUCUUCUCUCUACAAUAGCUUCGCCCGGACUAAAUACAGGGCUUCCUACUUUAGAACAAUCUGGCCAUGCUAUCCGUGUGGAUGCAUCUUCUUUGAAGGAAUUGGACGCAUUUGCAUCAAACUCUAUGGUUGGUUUUCUUUUGAAGCACAAUGGCUUGGCUGUUCCAGCAUUACAGAUUUGUUUAGAAGCUUUCACAUGGACAGAUGGUGAAGCAGUAUCAAAAGUUUUGUCCUUUUGUGCUAGUGUGAUUCUUCUAGCAAUCUCAGCUAAUAAUGUUCAACUCAGAGAGUUUGUUUCUAAAGAUCUGUUCUCUGCAAUUAUCAAAGGUUUGGCGCUCGAGUCAAAUGCAUUUAUCAGUGCUGAUCUAGUUGGUUUCUGUCGAGAAAUAUUCAUGCAUCUCUGUGAUAGAGAUCCAGCUCCAAGGCAGGUUCUGCUUUCUCUCCCUUGUAUUAAACCCCAGGAUUUGGUUGCCUUUGAAGAAGCUUUGACCAAGACAGCUAGCCCUAAGGAACAAAAGCAACAUAUGAAGAGCUUGCUUUUAUUAGCUACUGGAAACAUGCUAAAAGCGCUAGCUGCUCAGAAGAGUGUAAACAUUAUCACAAAUGUUACAAUGAGGCCUCGCAGCUCGGUAAAUGCUCCAGAAACCAGAAUUGAUGAGGGGGAUACUAUAGGAUUGGCAGCCAUUUUGUGAGGAUUCUAAUGCUUGUUGCAGAGUUGAUGUACAGUCUACAGCCAGAAGUUUGACAGGAACAAAGAAGCGAGACCUUUUUAACAUAUACUAGGGUACAAGACUGGAAGGCAGCUUUUAUUUUGGCCUAUUCCAUAAAUAUCGGGGCACCUCCAGAAGCUGAAUAGAAAUUUGAAGAGUUUGACAUUCCAUGGCAUAUCUCCACGAACUGAUGGAGGUGCCCUAAAAUCAUAUGGAGGGACGAGGUUUCUUCUGUGUUUUUCUUGCUAUGGAAAAUUGUCUCAAGGAGAAAACUUAUAGAUAUAUUCCGAUGAAAAAACAAAAAAACCACACUUUGCUCACCUGUAUUUUUGCUUUCUUGAGCAAAACAAUGAUAUCUUUAAAUUCAGAUGCCGUUCACAAUCUCCUCUUUUUUUCUUUUUCAUUUUAACAAAAUUGCCAAGCAUUGGGCUAUUUGGUGCUUUUAUAUUUAUGGCCCCUUGAGGUUGUGGGAUCAACGGAAAGUUCUAGCAGGCAGCCCUUGCAAGUAGAUCUACAUCUACUAAGCUGGAUUUGAUCCUGAUAUGGUUGAUGGUGCUUGCUGCCACUGCCAUUGCACUAAUGAAAUGAAUUGGUUUUGACAUGGUUUCGGAGGACUUUUUGGGGGGUUUCGGCUUGGCCUCGUAGAAACAUAUUAGGAUUAAAGACAUUACUGUGCCAAGUCGCAUGUUUCUAGCUGGAACUCAGGUCGAUGCUAGGGGCAUUCGGGAACUGACAUGAAGCAACCGAAGACUGCCGCCUCUCUCUUAUGUGCAUACAUGAUCAAAUCAAAUUGGACUCUUUGACUGAAGGUAUUAAUUAGCCUUGAAUGGUAGCUUUGAAAGUUAGGUCAACCGCGAAAAAUGUUUGAUUCAAAUAUCGGGUGAAAAGAGUGAAAUGGUAGGCCAGAUGCUUCCAGCCUAAGCAAAGUAUCCCUAUUCCUAGAGUAUAAAAUCUAAUCCUCUUUAAGAGCUAUACCAAUGUCUGUGUAGUUAGCCAAGUAGCAGGGCAUUCGAGUUUCUUGCAAACCUUGUCUAGUAUAAUCUUCAGCGGUGGUGAUAGGAUCAUCGUGGUGUUAGCAGCUAGAUUUUGUUAGAGAGCUAGGAGGAAGCAAUGGGACCAGGAGGACCCGGAGGUGGAGGAGGACCCGGAGGUGGAGGAGGAUGGGGUCCGGGACCAGGAGGACCUGGUUUUUUCGGUGGCUUCUGUGACAUCAUAGGUUCUUGCUUGAGCUGCCUGUGCUGUUGCUGGCUAAUACGAGACUGCUUUGGGGGUCCACGUGGACCACCUGGACGAUGAUUAGCUGCAACAAAUGUUUCCAUCUCAUGUUUCACGUUCUUCUUUUAGGGUUUCCUAUCCCAUGCUCGAAUCCUUUAGUAUAGGGAUCUACCCUCUGUUAUGGGGCUUCUAUCCUAUUCUCCAGCCCUUUUUCUACAGGAAUUUCUUCUGUUUUUAUCUUUGUUUGCAUGUAUUUCAUCCAUGUCUUGUACUACAGACGUGCAAUGAUAUCUAUUUCUUCAUAA
This is a messenger RNA of Populus nigra (black poplar), 5377 nucleotides long. RefSeq names its product protein HASTY 1. Gene Ontology annotation, biological process: protein export from nucleus; RNA export from nucleus. Gene Ontology annotation, molecular function: nuclear export signal receptor activity; RNA binding. The record is from RefSeq and is a predicted model, not a curated record. Bases 213 to 3839 code for a protein of 1208 amino acids. Gene Ontology annotation, cellular component: nucleus; RNA nuclear export complex; cytoplasm. The transcript is spliced from 23 exons. Lineage: Eukaryota; Viridiplantae; Streptophyta; Magnoliopsida; Malpighiales; Salicaceae.